Lymnaea stagnalis (great pond snail) is the source of this 5937-nucleotide messenger RNA. NCBI's taxonomy places the organism in Eukaryota, Metazoa, Mollusca, Gastropoda, Lymnaeidae. The record is from the annotation of a GenBank genome assembly.
AUUUAGUGUAUAAAAACAGCUAGCUAGCCCUUUUAAUCCAACCCAAGUGUAAUAAUAUGGUCAAUGUCUGAAUAAUCCUUUUCCCGCAGCCUCCCACCAGGUUUGUCAGUUGUCGGUAUUGGUGGCAGAGAGAAAACAGAAACAUGAUUCAACCAGAUAUUCUACCUGUAAGCUUAAAUAGAUAGUUUUAGACUUUAUUGUACUAAGAACAUUUUAUGAAAGUUUGAAUUUAUUUUAACACAUGUAGGCGUACCAUAAAGCUGGAUAUAUGAUAGGAAUCUUUUAUUGAUCCAAACAUUGUAGGCUACAUAUUAUUAUUAUUAUUAUACAUUUUAAGCACAUCAAUAAAUACAUGAUUUUAAAAAGUCCAAAUUUGUAAUCCAGAACAAUUUAAAGACGAGACAUCUACGUUAAAUUAUUUCAACAAGCAUUCAGUGAACUCCCUUAGUCAUAACGUUUGUAAUGUAUCUGUACAAAUCAUCAAGCAUUCAUUGAACUCCCUUAGUCAUAACGUUUGUAAUGUAUCUGUACAAAUAAUCUCACGUUAUAUUCAUCAUUCCAAUAAUUUAGGGCACGUGUGGACGCCCGACGGCAUAUGGAGGGUAUUGUAAUCGAAAAUCCAAGGAUGGGAGACCCUGCUCUUCUCACAGUGAGUAAAGUUCAGCAAAGGUCUUAUAAUGUUUAUUGUAAGGGCCGUCCACAAGAUGGCAAGGAGGUAGUACCGCAGAAAUUGAUGUCAAUAAUUCUAUUUUCUUUGGUUUAAUUAUUCAUAUAAAGACAGAGUGCCACUCAGAGGACUUACCACCCCCUUCCAACCACUUCCACCCACUUCCCCCACUUCCAUCCACUUCCACCCACUAUUUGUUUAAUUCACGUGUUUCAUUGUCCCUCCAUGUAAGUGUGUUACUUUCGUGUUACAUAGUAACCAUGGCAACAUUUCGACAGAUAACAUUUUUUUUUUUUACUGCAAUCUCAAUAAUAUCUAUGUCAUGUUUCUUGGAGAUCUUUUAAUAGGAACAUAUACAAUAGCUCAAUAUUAAAAAUAACUAUAGCUAGACUUUUGUAAUCUUUAAAGUUUUUAACGCAUAAAUAAGUAAGACUCAAUUUAAAAUGUCUUGAAAGUAAGUCUGGUUGAAGAAUGGGGUUUAAUCCCAACACAUCUGUCCAAUGUAAUCCAAAACUAAAUCUAUCAACUAACAGAAGAGAAUAUUAGCAACUAAAAUUAAAUUAAAAAUCAGUGCAAUUUGAAAGAAAAAUACAAUUUCACCACACCAAAUGGUCCCACCUAAUGGUCCCCUCUAGAGGUCCCACCUAAUAGUCCCACGUAAUGUUUCAACCUAAUGGUCCCACCUAAUGGUCCCACGUAAUGUUUCAACCUAAUGGUCCCACCUAAUGGUCCCACGUAAUGUUUCAACCUAAUGGUACCACCUAAUGGUCCCACGUAAUGUUUCAACCUAAUGGUCCCACCUAAUGGUCCCACGUAAUGUUUCAACCUAAUGGUCCCACCUAAUGGUCCCACGUAAUGUUUCAACCUAAUGGUCCCACCUAAUGGUCCCACGUAAUGUUUCAACCUAAUGGUACCACCUAAUGGUCCCACGUAAUGUUUCAACCUAAUGGUCCCACCUAAUGGUCCCACGUAAUGUUUCAACCUAAUGGUCCCACCUAAUGGUCCCACGUAAUGUUUCAACCUAAUGGUCCCACCUAAUGGUCCCACGUAAUGUUUCAACCUAAUGGUACCACCUAAUGGUCCCACGUAAUGUUUCAACCUAAUGGUCCCACCUAAUGGUCCCAAGUAAUGUUUCAACCUAAUGGUCCCACCUAAUGGUCCCACGUAAUGUUUCAACCUAAUGGUACCACCUAAUGGUCCCACGUAAUGUUUCAACCUAAUGGUCCCACCUAAUGGUCCCACGUAAUGUUUCAACCUAAUGGUCCCACCUAAUGGUCCCACGUAAUGUUUCAACCUAAUGGUACCACCUAAUGGUCCCACGUAAUGUUUCAACCUAAUGGUACCACCUAAUGGUCCCACGUAAUGUUUCAACCUAAUGGUACCACCUAAUGGUCCCACGUAAUGUUUCAACCUAAUGGUCCCACCUAAUGGUCCCACGUAAUGUUUCAACCUAAUGGUCCCACCUAAUGGUCCCACGUAAUGUUUCAACCUAAUGGUCCCACCUAAUGGUCCCACGUAAUGUUUCAACCUAAUGGUCCCACCUAAUGGUCCCACGUAAUGUUUCAACCUAAUGGUCCCACCUAAUGGUCCCACGUAAUGUUUCAACCUAAUGGUCCCACCUAAUGGUCCCACGUAAUGUUUCAACCUAAUGGUCCCACCUAAUGGUCCCACGUAAUGUUUCAACCUAAUGGUCCCACCUAAUGGUCCCACGUAAUGUUUCAACCUAAUGGUCCCACCUAAUGGUCCCACGUAAUGUUUCAACCUAAUGGUCCCACCUAAUGGUCCCACGUAAUGUUUCAACCUAAUGGUCCCACCUAAUGGUCCCACGUAAUGUUUCAACCUAAUGGUCCCACCUAAUGGUCCCACGUAAUGUUUCAACCUAAUGGUCCCACCUAAUGGUCCCACGUAAUGUUUCAACCUAAUGGUCCCACCUAAUGGUCCCACGUAAUGUUUCAACCUAAUGGUCCCACCUAAUGGUCCCACGUAAUGUUUCAACCUAAUGGUCCCACCUAAUGGUCCCACGUAAUGUUUCAACCUAAUGGUCCCACCUAAUGGUCCCACGUAAUGUUUCAACCUAAUGGUCCCACCUAAUGGUCCCACGUAAUGUUUCAACCUAAUGGUCCCACCUAAUGGUCCCACGUAAUGUUUCAACCUAAUGGUACCACCUAAUGGUCCCACGUAAUGUUCCUACAUAAUGUUCCCACCUAAUUUCCCACCUAAUGUUCCCAUCUAAUGUUCCCAUCUUAUGUUCCCAUCUAAUGGUCCCACCAAAUGAUCCAAUCUAAUGUUCCUACAUAAUGUUCCCAUCUAAUGUUCCCACCUAAUGUUCCCAUCUAAUGUUCCCACCAAAUGAUCCAAUCUAAUGUUCCUACAUAAUGUUCCCAUCUUAUGUUCCCAUCUAAUGGUCCCACCAAAUGAUACAAUCUAAUGUUCCCACCUAAUGUUUCACCCUAAUGUUCCCAUCUAAUGUUCCCAUCUUAUGUUCCCAUCUAAUGUUCCCAUCUUAUGUUCCCAUCUAAUGUUCCCAUCUUAUGUUCCCAUCUAAUGUUCCCAUCUUAUGUUCCCAUCUAAUGUUUCCAUCUUAUGUUCCCAUCUAAUGUUCCCAUCUUAUGUUCCCAUCUAAUGUUCCCACCUAUUGUUCCCAUCUAAUGGUCCCACCAGUGUUUCUUUCGCGUGAAACUCAAAGUGUGAGGUUGGGAGAUGCAGUGACAUGACGCUCUGCGUCCAAAGUGUGAGGUUGGAAGAUGCAGUGACAUGACGCUCUGCGUCCAAAGUGUGAGGUUGGGAGAUGCAGUGACAUGACGCUCUGCGUCCAAAGUGUGAUGUUCGGAGAUGCAGUGACAUGACGCUCUGCGUCCAAAGUGUGAGGUUGGGAGAUGCAGUUACAUGACGCUCUGCGUCCAAAGUGUGAGGUUGGGAGAUGCAGUGACAUGACGCUCUGCGUCUGAAUUCUUUUGAUAUUUUUUAAAUUUUAUUUUAGGGAAGGAGAAAUUCUUUGUUUGGAGAAAGUUUGUGGCUAAAUAAUAGAAAUGGACUAACUGAUUCCAGUCCCACCUAUUAUUAUUAUUUUUUCAUCAGGGCCGCAAAGAGUUGGGGCAAGAAGCUCUUCUGUCACAGACAGGCGAAGGGCGGCUGAGACGACAUUGGUCAGUUUUUAAUAAUUAAAAAAAAUAAAAUUAUUUUUCCUCAUUCUAUUCUAUUGACCGUCAUUCUGUUGCUAGUAGAGUUUUCAGAGUUCACAAGUAAUUCGUUAGAUAUAGCAGCAGUAAUAUUUAGACCAGUCACAACUUUACUUCACCGCACAUCAUAUCGUCUGUAGUGUUUCCUUCGGGUUAUUGGUGUUAUUAUUUAUUUGAGUAUAAAUGUGGAUGAGAAAAGAUGGCCAUGUAGAGCAAUAUAAUGAUUUUUGCAGGGACAUAAAAGUAAAUAUAUUAAUAAAAGACACAAUAAAUUAUGCAUUGCUGGUUUAUUUAAAAAAAAAAAAUGCAAUGUUCUUGUUAUUGCGCCCCAUUUACUUUCAUUCAUAUUUUCUGGUGAAUGAACUUAUGCUGACCCCAAGUUCGUCUGCGCUAUCAGUAUGGCAUGGAUUACUAAUUAUAGUCUCCCUUUGACCUAGGCUACACCUAAAUAAAAUCUAUAGUCUGCAUCGUGAUUCGAUUUUGUAGAAUAUUGUAGAAGCAGCGGGAAGCGAGUACAAUGCGUCGACCUGCUAGAAUAUAUAUAAAGCCGAGGGAUUGAACGACAGGACCAGACGACGGACGAGAGUUAUGUUGAACGUGUGCUAUUUUUGCUAGAACGCUUUGUUUACUGUCUGUGUGUAGAUACCUUUUCAUCAUUGUACAUUUUUACAACGUUAUAUCUACUUUGACACUGGACCGGUACAAGCCAAACAUUAUUCUGUAAUUCAAUAGCUUUAAUUAUAUUUCUUUUUGAUUUUGUAACUUGAUAUCAAGUUAAUAAAACUUAUUAAUUGUAAUUAGCCCUGGUUUAAGUCUCGUAUUCUUUUUUAUUCAAGUUAUUGCAUUUAUCAUAUGGUAUUGUCUUUUACCGUGUAUUAUUUUAGAACGAGCCAUAUUUUUAAAUGAGAGAUUAAUUUCUCCAUAUUGAUGACAGUACGUAACAUUCUACUUUUCAAAUCCACAGACGAGGAGAGCUAGUUCUGAUACGAGGCGUUCUACUACGCGGAGAACACUGGACUUAACGGUAGGCUUACAUAUAUACAUUUUUUUUCUCUUGUAUGCUACUAUAGAAAUAUUGAUACAUUUUAUGUUUAUUUCAACACAUGUAAGCCAUAAAUUUGAUAUUGAUAAAGUUUGAUUUAUUUUGUAUAUCUAAUUGAUGAUUUCUAAUCGUCAGCUCACAGAAAUAUAUUUUAGUUAACGGUAAUAACUAGACAAGAUGACCGAGCUGUGCUAUGUUACCACUUAGUAUCUCGUCCACUAAUACUCGCUUAUUUCAAUUAUUUAGGUCACCCCGACGCAGCACGCUGCUGCUGUUAUGUAUCCAUCGCAACCAACAAGCAGGAUAUGGCGAUUCGCAAUCCCUUCAAGUCAAAGUAAGUGAAGGCAUUUCUUGUCUAGAGUAAAAUACGGGUUGGAUUUUAUCAAUUUUGUACAAGAUGGAAGGGGAGAGUGACGUCAGUAAUUCUAUUUUAUCGCAUAUAAUUAUUCAUAAAUAUAUAAAAUGAUAGUGUACCCCUCAGAGGAAUUGCCCUCCCCCCUCCCAAUUCCACCAACAAUGUUUUAUUUUACAUGAAUAAUAAAUACGCAGACAUUUUUAUUUAUUUUUUUUUCAGACAAGCAACCCUGGCUGGUUGGAAGGAAAUGGCGACUCUUUCUUCUUUAUUUAAUGGCAUUUUUCAUCGGUGCCCUGUUUAUCAUGGGCAUCUGAUUCACUCAACCAUGAACACAGACUGGUCACCUAGAAAUAGUGUGUACUUUUUAAAAAAUGUUUUCGUUUUUAAUGAAAUAAUAUCUCAUCUUUGAAAAGUAAAAAAUUUAGUGUUUCAUCCAAUCGCUCGAGGAUUCUUUUUAAGGGGGGAGGUGUAGCCAAAAUGCUAAAAUAUUUAACACCCAAUAAAAUCUGCUUCUUUUCUCAUUAGUUAAUACGAAAUAGUUUUUUUCAACACAUGAAAUUAAGUCAGAUUUUUUAGAAAAAUUAAAUUUUUUGCUUUUGAUUUGAUUAAAUGUGUCAGAAGUUGCAGUUCUAAAAUAUUUUCAUAGAAUCAUCAUUUAAAAAAAAAAAAACUAUUAAUACCUUAUGAAAAAUAA